AUGGGUGGACUGAUUAAAUUUUUACCCGUUACUUAUUCCUUAUUAAUGGUAGGAACUAUUUCAUUAAUGGCUUUACCUUUUGUUUCGGGUUAUUAUAGUAAAGAUUUAAUAUUAGAAUUAGCUUAUAGUAAAUAUAGCUUUAGUGGAACUUAUGCUUUUGUAUUAGGUUCAUUAACUGCUUUUUUAACUGCUUUUUAUAGUUUUAGGUUAAUAAGUUUAGUUUUCUUAACUUCGCCUAAUGGGGGUAAAUAA
Mycena citricolor is the source of this 252-nucleotide messenger RNA. The record is from the annotation of a GenBank genome assembly. NCBI's taxonomy places the organism in Eukaryota, Fungi, Basidiomycota, Agaricomycetes, Agaricales, Mycenaceae.